Molecule: messenger RNA, 1785 nt
Organism: Closterium sp. Yama58-4
Lineage: Eukaryota; Viridiplantae; Streptophyta; Zygnematophyceae; Desmidiales; Closteriaceae
Source: the annotation of a GenBank genome assembly
AUGUCCUCGCGCGUCGUCCCGUAUCAUCCCGCUCCUCCUACCGCAUCGCGCAUUCCGGUGCGCGUGCUAGUAGCGCUGCUGGCGGUGGCGAUGGCGGGCGGGGCGGCGCAGGCGCGGCCGGAGGGCUUCGGGCGGUGGUUCGUGGUCCCCGCACUGGACGGCGAGGGGUCGUACGCGGCCGCGUGCGGGCCGUGCGUGGCGGAGGAGACCCCCGCGUGCAACGUGAGCGGACGCAGCAAGGGGCACGAGUUGCGCAGCUACCCCGAUGACGAGGUGUGGGUGACAACCAUAGUGGUGAACGCUUCAUACGACAAGGCAGUGGAGGAUGGCACGUGGCGCCUGCACUCCUUCUUCGCCGGCCACAACGCGCGCUCCGAGCCCAUCGCACUCACCGCCCCGGUCCUCACCAUGCCGCGCCCCGAGGCAGCCGGCUACGAGGUGUCCCUGGUGGUGCCGCGGCGCUACUCGCCUGAGAGUGUGCCGCAGCCCACAGACCCGACAGUGAAGCUCGUGCUGAUGCCGCGCGGUGUGGUGCGUGCUGUGCUGGGGCCGUUUGGGGGAUUCCCCACGGAGGCGGUGUAUGGCAGCAAGCUGCAGCGCCUUAAAGGGUUGUUGGAGCGGCGUGGCAUGGGGUUUGAUGAAAGCUCGGGCGCGUAUGCGGGGUACAGUGGGCCGUACACACUGCUUAAUAGGAAACAGGAGACCAUAGCGGCGUAUAUCUGGACUUGCCGUUCAAUAGCUCUCGUCAAAUCCCCUACUCUCCUUUCUCCCCCUCUUUUCCCUUCCGCCCCUCUAACGCGACUGGGAACACCAACACUCAGCGCCAUGGUUCUCAAGACGGAGCUCUGCCGGUUCAGCGGCGCCAAGAUCUACCCCGGGAGGGGCAUUCGCUUCAUCCGCGCCGACUCGCAGGUGUUUCUGUUCGUGAACGCCAAGUGCAAGCAGUACUUUCACAACCGCCUCAAGCCGUCCAAGCUCGACUGGACCGCCAUCUACCGCAAGCAGCACAAGAAGGACGUGCAAGCGGAGGGCGUGCGGCGGAAGAAGCGCACGACCACCAAGGUGCACAGCCGCUCCAUCGUGGGCGCGUCGCUCGAGGUCAUUCAGAAGCGCCGCUCCGAGAAGGCCGAGGUCCGCGCCGCCGCCAGAGAUGCCGCGCUCCGUGAGAUCAAGGAGCGGCUGAAGAAGGUGAAGGAUGAGAAGAAGGCCAAGAAGGCAGAGGUGACAACCAAGCAGGCCAAGGCCGCUACCAAGGCGGCAGCCCCACGCGCUUCAGGGCCCAAGGGUGGCAAGGGCGCAGUCGCCUCGCCCCACCAGGCCGCCACCAUGGCGCUCGUAGCGAACGAGGGGUUUCAGCACAUUCUGCGCGUGCUCAACACCAACGUGGACGGCCGGACCAAGAUCAUGUACGCGCUCACCUCCAUCCGCGGUAUUGGCCGCCGCUUCGCUAACAUCGUCUGCAAGAAGGCGGACGUCGACCUCAACAAGCGGGCGGGCGAGCUAUCGGCAGCGGAGCUGGAGAAUCUGAUGGUGAUAGUGGGCAACCCGCGGCAGUUCAAGAUCCCCGACUGGUUCCUGAACAGGCAGAAGGACUACAAGGACGGCCGCUACUCGCAGGUCGUGUCCAACGGACUCGACAUGAAGAUGCGCGACGACCUCGAGCGCCUCAAGAAGAUCAGGAAUCACCGUGGGCUGCGACACUACUGGGGCCUGCGUGUGCGUGGGCAGCACACCAAGACCACUGGUCGUCGUGGCCGGACUGUUGGUGUGUCCAAGAAGCGAUAG